Molecule: messenger RNA, 378 nt
Organism: Echinostoma caproni
Lineage: Eukaryota; Metazoa; Platyhelminthes; Trematoda; Plagiorchiida; Echinostomatidae
Source: the annotation of a GenBank genome assembly
UUAGCAUUGUUCGGGCGGUUUUUGAGUACUUCGGCCAGUUUGAAUGCUGCCAAGCUCACCGUACGCGACGCUCUCAAUUCUGCUAUGAAGGAAGAAAUGGAACGAGAUAAAGAUGUCAUCAUCCUCGGAGAGGAGGUCGCGCAGUACGACGGCGCCUAUAAGGUGACGAAAGGUCUUUGGAAAAUGUUUGGUGAUGAUCGUGUAAUAGAUACCCCAAUUACUGAGAUGGGUUUCGCAGGUGUCGCCGUGGGUGCAGCAAUGGCUGGGCUCAAACCUAUCUGUGAAUUCAUGACUUUCAAUUUUGCAAUGCAAGGUAUUGAUCAAAUCGUCAACUCUGCCGCAAAGACGUGCUAUAUGUCAGCUGGACAGGUAGGUUGA